CUACACUCUUCUGUUUAAGACUCGAUUCUUUUGUUGAUCAUGGUCCGCGCUUUUAGAAUUGGUUGAUAUGAAGCCAUCUGUCUUUGGUAACAAUUGAAGGGCAUAUAACAAAAUGGUAUGGUUCAACUAGUUAGUUCCUUUUAACUAGUUAGUUAUUGUCUUAACAUAAUAUUAGUUGUUAAUCAUGUACAUUUUUAUUGCGAUAGAUGAUAUUAUAUACGCUCUGUGGCCAAGAGCCCCUUUGCGGGGCCCCUCCAACUUCAUCUUCUCAUUGAAUUCCAUAUGAUAUCAGAGCCUUGUCCCGUGAAUUAAGGUUUUUCAUAUCUUAUACCCACAUUCUUUCUUCUUCAGAAAAAUCCAAUUGCCACGGCCAAAUCUUCAGAUACCGGAGGUUAUACAUCUUCUAUGAUUUCUUCUUCGGCAUCCUUUUCCACCACAAACGUACCAAAUGCUCUUCCAAAAAAUCCAGUCACCAUGACCCUUGAUAUCUACUAACUGAACAACUACUAAUACUAUCAUUAAGUGUUUUUAUAAUACAAAUCCUAACAUCAUGAACGACUAACAUAAUAGUAAUAUCAACAAUAGAACAAGAAACCCUAAAUCAGUGGUGGAGCCACCCUAUGUCCAGGGGAGGUUAUAGCCCCCCCCCCCCCCUCAACUCGCAAAAUCACGUAAAAUUACAUGUAAUUUAAUUAAAAAUUUGAGAAAUAUAGUAAUUGGUUAGGCUUUAGCUCUCCUUGUCAAUUCGAAUUCUCUAAUUGUAGAUUUUUAACCCCCACUCGUUUAGAUUUCUAGCUCCGCCACUGUCCUAAAUCACUCUUAUCCAAAAUCCCAUAAGCCGUCCGCCGACAGUAGGAAAGGCCAUAUACAAUUAUGAAUUAUCUUAUGAAAUUGCUAAUCUAGGCAUAUUGCAUGUGUUGUCCAAAUGCUACAAACAAAAGCACUUUUUUUUAUCGAGACAAUUUGGUGUAUUAAUGGCAAUUUCUUAUUUGUGACAACAUACCCAAAGCAUCUUCCAAAAUUAAGACAGCCUAAUUGAAUCACCACCCCACUCAUCAAUAAGGUUUGUCACAUACUCACAUUCCCAAUUUUGUCGAUCGAAUUUGUUGUUGUCUGUAAAGGUGCCAACUUGCUCCAAACCCCAUUAUCCAAUUCAUCCAUUUCUGCAGCAGCCGGUCCCGGUCGCCAUUGAAUAAUGAAUCCAUGUAGACUUCAGACGACUUCAGAGUGCAGAGAUCUUACCUGGAAAAGAACCCUCCAUUUCACAAUUCCUUCCACACUUCCACCUAUAUAUAGAUCAAGAAAGCCACUGUCCAUCUCAUUCCAAAACAGAGCAAGCAACUCUCCCCACUGAAAAUGUCGCCAGCCAUCUUCCUCAGCAUCUGCUUGCUGUCCCUCUCCACCUUCCCUUCCGCUCCCCAAGCCACCGUCCCUCCCUCCGACCGAUUCACCUUCAGCAACGAUGGCGAUUUCGGCGACUACAUAGUCGAAUACGGUGCCAACUACCGCGUCUCCUCCAUCGCCGCCAUCCCAUUCGAGCUCUGCUUCUACAACACCACUCCAGGGCAGUACACCUUGGCCCUGCGCAUGGGCACCGUGAGGUCGGAGGCGCUGAUGCGGUGGGUUUGGGAGGCCAAUCGCGGCAACCCGGUCGGCGAAAACGCCACCUUCUCCCUCGGCGCAAAUGGGAACCUCGUCCUUGCACAUUCCGACGGCCGAAUCGCCUGGCAAUCCAACACAGCCAACAAGGGCGUAGUUUCGUUCCAGCUGCUCAACAAUGGGAACAUGGUGCUGAAAAAUUCCAAGGGCGGAUUCGUCUGGCAGAGCUUCGAUUCGCCGACGGACACCCUCUUGGUGGGCCAGUCGCUCCGGGCCGGAGCCGCAUCCAAACUGAUCAGCCGAGCAUCGGUUGAAGAGAACAAGAACGGACCCUACAGUUUGGUUCUGGAGCCCAAGGACUUGGCCAUGUAUUUCACUGGGGCAAAUGGUCGAACACCUUAUCGGUACUUCUCAUUCAGCGGGGCAGGCCGCCUCUUCCUCCCGGACAACACCACCACACUCAACACCACUUUCAACGCGAACCUGGAUCUCGAGACCAAAGUCACCGACUCCACCGCCGGCGGCGGUGGCACUUUCUUUAAAACCCCGCGUUUCAACACCACGCUGUCGUACCUCCGCCUGGAAAUCGACGGCAAUUUGAGGGUCCACACCUUCAUAAUCAGCACCGAUUCCGACGGGUUCGAGACCCAGCUGUGGGAAAUCGCGGUGACCGUGUUCUCUGAAGACGAUCCGUGGGCGCUGGAGACGAAAUGCCAGCUGCCCGGCCGGUGCGGGGAAUUCGGCGUCUGCGAGAACAGCCAGUGCGUCGGGUGCCCGACUCCCAAUGGGCUUCUGGGUUGGAGCAGCGAUUGCAAGGCGCCGAAGCUGAGCGACUGCGGCGGGAAGAAGAAGAAUGAUUUCAAAUACUUCGAGAUGAAAGGGAUCGAUCAUUUUGUGGUGAAGUAUACGAGAGGCGAUGCGCCGGUGAAGCAGCAGUCGUGCGCCGAUAAGUGCAGCAAGGAUUGCAGGUGCUUGGGAUAUUUCUACCACACUGAUGCGUCGCGGUGCUGGAUUGUUGAGGAGCUGAAGACGAUGAGCAGAGUGGCGAAUUCGACCCAUCUGGCUUAUAUUAAGACCCCGCUGCAGUGAAACUUUUCUUGGCUGGUUUCGUUUUUUUACCCGUUUGAUUUGUGACAAAAGUGGAAUAAAGUUAACCUUUUGAGAGUUCACUCGACCGGGUUAACAAAUUCAGAUAAACAGGUUGGGGUGUGAGUAUGGAUGUCGGUUUGGUUUUGGUUUAAACCGAAAAUAAAUUGAAGAAACUCUUUCUGACUUUAGCUAUCGAUUCAAAAAAAAAUUCUCUUAUCA
Linum trigynum is the source of this 2907-nucleotide messenger RNA. The record is from the annotation of a GenBank genome assembly. Lineage: Eukaryota; Viridiplantae; Streptophyta; Magnoliopsida; Malpighiales; Linaceae.